UCGCAAUCUCUGCCCUAGAUCUGACUUGGGAUUCCAUGUUGGUGCGAGUGGCCCAGGCAGCCGAUCACGCUGCUGCUUCGCUGUGCGACAAACAUGGACCAACCGCGGCAUAUUGAUGACUUGGCGGACGAGCUCAUUCAACACAUUCUUUCGUUCCUUCUGGGGUUCGAAUAUCUCUCGCUCGAGCCCUCUCCGACGAGUCUGCACGGCUCUCCCAUUCCGCUGAAUGCCCGAUCGCCCCAUGUAUACGGUGAGAAGUCAGAGUUGGACCGGUUUCGACUCGUCUGUCGAAGGUUCAUGCGCAUCGGCACGCCGCAGAAAUUCCCUCGCUUUGUGCUCCGGUUCUCUUCGGAGGGAUUUCGGAGGCUGGAGGAUCUUCUGAGCAUGCAGCGAGCGUGCCAUGUCAGAAAUUUUACGUACAUGGUGCGACCCUUCUACCAAGGAAGCGGCUGGCCCAAAAUCCUAGAGACGGCCAAUGCAGACAAUCUCCCUCUAUCCUCGAUCCAUAGACGUCGCCUUUCCGAUCAGAAACGUAUCGUCGAAGCGAAUCACGAUCUGCUGUACCUGCGCCGCGCGAUUACGGCAUUCACAUCCCUGCAGCAAGUCAAGUUGCUGCGGUUACAGGAUGAGGCGGAUGAGCAGAUGCUGGACUGGAUCCACGAACACUCGUCAUUGGGAGGAACAACCAGUCUGGAUUGGGAAACGGCAUGUACCAGAGCCGUCACCAAUUUGAGCAUCUCUCUUCUGGACUCCAAUUGUAACGCGGUCAGAUUCGUUGGGCCGCAGAUCAGCCCGGAGGCGACCGUGAAACUGUUACAAGCCCCAUCAACUAGCCUCUCCGCCCUGGGCGCUCGAUUGACGAGCUUAGAUAUCACGUUUUCAUCUACGAUGGAUCUGUCCACGCGCAUGGAGACCUUAUCCAACGUCUUUUACGACUUUUUCCUGGCCGCCAAGAACCUGACAGCCAUCCAUCUAGGCUUCCCAGCCAAUGCGCCGGUCGACUUGCCGCUCGAGAACGUCUUCCAUCGUCAGCAAUGGAAGCAGCUCCGCACGCUGAGCAUCCAGGGCUGGCGUCUAGGCGCAGAUGAGGUGAUUGCGCUCAUCCGCCGCCAUCGGCGACCGUUGCGAGACCUCCGACUGGCCAGCAUCUACCUCCGCCCGGGCGGACGCUGGCGCGACAUCCUCGCCCUGCUCCACGACGAGAUGGACCUCCUCGAGCGCCUCGAUCUCCGGGAGAUCGGUUACACGAGCCACUUGGACGCCUACGGCCACCACCACCACCACCACCACCACCACCACCACCAUCAUCAUCAUCAUUACCACCAUCCUCACCAUCCCCCUCCUCCGAAUGGCAAUGGCACCGGUAACGGCACAGACAGCCCGCAAACACCAACCCUCGCCGUCGUCGUGCAAUCUGCACCCCCGCGCGAAGCCGUCCUAAACGUGGACGUCCUCUCCUUCGCGCAACGCGGCAGCACGCGCCGCACCUUCACGAGCGCGACCCUCGAGAAACUGCGCACCUACACGUCCGAAGACCUGGGCGAUACGGGCGUCAGCGUGCGCCACGACCAGCGGCAAUUCUGGGAAGCGUGGGUGCUGUCUAGUCAACGAUGUAAUGUCCAUUCCAGGGUUUAGCCUUAGUUGGGGUUUCAUGGACGAGUGUUUUCCCUUUUUGCUUUUACAGUGGUAUGUUACGUAUGGCGUAGGAAAGGAAAGACGAACACGAGGAUUAUUAUUUGUGUAUGCGUGUAUGUAUCUGUGUAUGUUGGACGGGCACCAGGUAGCAAUGAGCGACCUCUACUUGUUACUUCUAGCGCCGUACAAGGAAUCCUCGAUUCCACCUUCGCAACCCCAAAAUAGAGGCAUCACCAAAUGGUUUAAUAGUGAGCGAUGCUAAGAAAUGCUGUCAGUUCAAACAAGAA
Messenger RNA from Aspergillus homomorphus CBS 101889, 1922 nucleotides. Its product is annotated as F-box domain protein. The record is from RefSeq and is a predicted model, not a curated record. The transcript has 2 exons. Bases 94 to 1635 code for a protein of 513 amino acids. NCBI's taxonomy places the organism in Eukaryota, Fungi, Ascomycota, Eurotiomycetes, Eurotiales, Aspergillaceae.